AUGAAUCCAUUAGAGAAGGUAACGACAUCUAAAUCCUAUUGCAAGAGAGUGCAGAGAUGCGUCAAAAAAGCAGAGAUGCGUCAAAAAAGCAGAGAUGCGUCAAAAAAGCAGAGAUGCGUCAAAAAAGCAGAGAUGCGUCAAAAAAAGCAGAGAUGCGUCAAAAAAGCAGAGAUGCGUCAAAAAAGCAGAGAUGCGUCAAAAAAGCAGAGAUGCGUCAAAAAAGCAGAGAUGCGUCAAAAAGCAGAGAUGCGUCAAAAAAGCAGAGAUGCGUCAAAAAAGCAGAGAUGCGUCAAAAAAGCAGAGAUGCGUCAAAAAAUGGGCGUCCCAACAUCUUAUGCACUGACACUACUCGGUUCUCCUAGAAAGUCCCCAAAGUCCUGGAUCUAG
Penaeus vannamei (Pacific white shrimp) is the source of this 387-nucleotide messenger RNA. Lineage: Eukaryota; Metazoa; Arthropoda; Malacostraca; Decapoda; Penaeidae. The record is from RefSeq and is a predicted model, not a curated record.